AACCCGGAAGUGUGUGACGUUGCAGUUUAGACUGAAAUUGACGGUUUGCGUCUGAACGUUUAUCUUAUUUUCUCUGGUUAAAAGUGGUUUUAUUUUAGUGUCUGUACGUGUUUAAAGGUUAUACGUUGCUUAUUCGUCGACGUGUAGUUCGUGGACCGUCACAAUGCGCUUGACAUUAACGGCUGUGGUGUUGGUGUCGAUAUUUCUGUUUAUUUCCGACGGUGGUCCGGUUCGCCGUGAUACCGGUGACGUAACCAGUAAAACACACGACGAGGCAGACAAAAUAACGGUGGCCGAUGCGGUCGCGACGACUGUCCGACCAGCCAGCAAAAGCCAAUCAGAGGAGAUGGGCGAGGAGAUGGGCGAGACGACUGCCCUAUUAAAGGGCAAGAAGGAUGAGAUUCCUGAACAAUCGAAUACCGAGAAGAAUGAGAUGACUGACCGGUCUGUGGACAAGACGAAUGGGACACCUGAAAAAUCUGUGGACAAGAAGGAUGGGACGACUGACCAGCCUGUGGACAAGAAGGAUGGGACGACUGACCAGCCUGUGGACAAGAAGGAUGGGACGACUGACCAGCCUGUGGACAAGAAGGAUGGGACGACUGACCAGCCUGUGGACAAGAAGGAUGGGACGACUGACCAGCCUGUGGACAAGAAGGAUGGGACGACUGACCAGCCUGUGGACAAGAAGGAUGGGACGACUGACCAGCCUGUGGACAAGAAGGAUGGGACGACUGUCCAGUCUGUGGACAAGAAGGAUGGGAUGACUGUCCAACCAGUUGACAAGAAGGACAUGACAACUGAGCACCAAGGGGACAAGAUGGAGACGCCAAGCAUCCAGACUGAAGACAAAAAAAUUACGGGCCUGCCGGACACAGAAGAGAAGACGACCAGUAACCCUAAAGAUCAACAAACCACCAUUAUGAAUGAAAGUGGAGAGGAAAAGCUAAAACCUGAGGAAGAGGGCAAGGAUAAACCUGAGGAAGAGGGCAAGGAUAAACCUGAGGAAGAGGGCAAGGAUAAACCUGAGGAAGAGGGCAAGGAUAAACCUGAGGAAGAGGGCGAGGAUAAACCUGAGGAAGAGGGCAAGGAUAAACCUGAGGAAGAGGGCGAGGAUGAAGCUGAGGAAGAGGGCAAGGAUGAAGCUGAGGGCGAGGAUGAAGCUGAGGAAGAGGGCAAGGAUGAAGCUGAGGAAGAGAGCGAGGAUAAACCUCAGAAAAAGGACAAGAAUAAACCUCAGAAAAAGGACGAGGAUAAGCCUCAGAAAAAGGACGAGGAUAAUCCUGAGGAAGCAGAUGAUACUACGACAGAUUAUGACACGGACGAUAAUCCUAGUGUUGGUGUUGAUGGCCGUAAAGACAUCAGGGGUGAAGAGGAAUUGGAGAGAAACGGAGGGAAGAAGGAGGUGUUUACUCCCACACAGGAGGGGGAGAGCAGUCACUUCUUUGCCUACCUCGUCACCACUGCCUUGCUGGUGGCCGUCCUGUACAUCGGACAUCACAACAAGCGCAAGAUCUUUGCGUUUCUGCUUGAGGGCAGGAGGACGAGGUACACGCGGAGACCCAAAACAUCAGACUAUCAGAAACUCGAUCACCAUUGAGACGGCGAGUCGUGGUGACGCUGUAAGCUGCAGAAGAGUUACCUCAGCUCGACUGAAGGUUACACUGAUGUUUCCUGCUUUAGUCCAGUCUGAGCUCAAAGAUUUUUGGUGUAUUAGACAUAGAGAGAUAUCGUGUGAAUGUUUCUUCUUUUUUCUUUGGUUCUUUAUGCUCGUCCGUUUGUUUAAUUUGAUGAGCAAUGGAUUAAAAGUGUAUAUUUGGUUUUGGGUUAGAUCUGUCCAUGCAGGGUCGAUAGAGAGAGAGAGAGAGAGAGAGAGAGAGAGAAAGAGAGAGAGAGAGAGAGAGAGAGAUGUAGAAGCUUCCAGAAUUCAGGGCUUAUUUUUGAAGUAAACGGCUUUGCGCAGGCCGGGCUGUGGCAAUGUGCACUCAUUAGACCUCAAUUAAACUCUCCUUAGACCUCAACUCUGCUCUUUAACCCCCUUUUUUUUUCUUUGGUCCAAGCCAGCUUCAGAAUAACUCUAAUGUUGUGCAAUGUUGUAAAAGUGAUAAAAGCACAAGUAAAAAGAGAGAAGUAAAUUAUAGUCUGUCUGUUGCACUGUGUGUGUGUAAGGUGGGUGUAAGGUGUGUGGGUGUGUGUGAGGCGAGUGUGUGAAGGAUCUCAGGAUGACUAGGAUGAUUCAGGACUUAGUACAGAGCGCUUCCUCUUCAAAGCAAAGAAAAUGGCUUCUAGUGACCAGAUUUAUUUAAAUUUUCCUUUCAGGAAAUUUCCAUGCUAAUGAUUUAGAAUUCUGGUUUCAUCUUAACACUUAGAGCUACAACUACACAGAGGACACGCUUCAAAUGUUUAGUAUAAUACCGAACUGUGAUCUAAGAAGCAUGCAGCAUGAUUGUAAUGUGAUUAGACAAUAGAAUGAAAAGGACCAAACCACCACCAGCAGCAGCAGCGGCAGCAGCGCCAUUACAGUUAAACAGAUAAACAUCACUAUUAACACUCUGUGGUCAUUUAUCGUGAGUGUCUGGUGUCGCUCCUGAUGUGCUUCUAAAGUAUCGUAGCUCAGUUUUGUGCUUUUUUGUGGUGUGUGUGUGUGUGAUUUUGAAGUCUGAGCUCAUGUUCACUGAAUGUAAACAGAACGAUGUCGAUUAUAAACAGCCAUAUGAAGACAAUAGGUGAACGAUCAAAGGACGACUUGAAGGAGAUUUAUUUUAGAAAUCUAUUUCUAUUUUCUGUUGAUCUUCAGACCAAAAAAAAUUGGAAUGUGUUUUGUUAUAAUGAUGUCAUUAAAAAAAGCAGAUAUAUAUGAUGUCAGAUUUCUUUGUAUAGAUAAUGUGUGUGUGUGUGUGUGUGUUAUGAAUGCUGGUUUUCUUGCACUGUCUGUUGAAAGUGUGUGUGUGAGAUCAGGAAAUGAACACAACCACUGUUCAAACCUUUAUAGAUGAAUAUAAAGAUGAUCAUGUUUCUGUCUAAGGUCUGAUUAAAAUGCUGUUUUUGGAUAAAAUCUUAAUUAAAAAAAUCUUUAAUUUCUGUA
Tachysurus vachellii is the source of this 3085-nucleotide messenger RNA. It is a transcript of the gene tgoln2, whose product is annotated as trans-golgi network protein 2. The record is from RefSeq and is a predicted model, not a curated record. Bases 164 to 1600 code for a protein of 478 amino acids. Lineage: Eukaryota; Metazoa; Chordata; Actinopteri; Siluriformes; Bagridae. Gene Ontology annotation, cellular component: trans-Golgi network transport vesicle; endosome; trans-Golgi network. The transcript is spliced from 4 exons.